ACUCUGAAUCAGCUUUAAAUCUUCUUGUUGUUGCCUUUUAGGUACAGAAGGUUCACCAAAAAGCAAAACUGACAGAGCAAGGCUUGGAAACUUGAGAGCAAUUUCUACAGCAGACACAAGGAACGAGGAAGGUGAAAACAUGGAUGAUGAUGAUAAGGUCGCAGAGUACUGGAACUCAGAUCAUCACAAGUUCGAAUGGUCAAAUUAUAUGCAGAGUCUUGAUUCGCGUUCUUGGCAUGCCCUUGGGCUGGGAGUACCUGAGAGUUUUUUGUCAAGAGAAAAGCCACAUUUUGACCCAGAACUUCCUUGGAAAGAGAAACCAAUGAAAGUCACCAGUGUCAUUGAUGUGCAUAAAAUUGCACUUGACAAGUUGCUGUUGAGACUUCACAAAAUGUAUGAGGCAAUUGGGCAAGCCACUCAGACAACAAUAGACCCCAUUUUGAAAGAUCAAAAAAUUGAGACAGUGAUGGGAAAACUUGAACUGGAAGUAGAGGGAGGCUCAGCUAUGGAAAAACAGCAGGUUGCACCACCACCAGUAUCAAAACAUGCAAGUCAUAUCAGUUUGCCGCAUAUUGGAAGCCCAAUAGCUCGGCAGAAGAGUACAUUUUCCACUGAGAAGUACCCAGUCAUUAUACAUGAGCCUUCAGCUGUUAGAACAGCCAGACGUAAUCCAACGAAACUGUAUCCCCAGCACUCCUCAUCUUGGUGUGAAGAUUUCGAAGGAGGUUAUAGAAUUCCAAGAAUUUUCAAAGUGAAAUCAAAACAAAAACUCCAGAGUGCAAAAGGCAUUGUGCAGCCACGUUAUUUACCAAGAAAAGAGGAAAGUCCUAAAAGUGAGCGGCAAGUUAUUGAAUUAGAUCUUGCCAAUACAUCCUUGUGGAAGCCAUCUAUGCUAAAGAAAAUAGUUACAGCAUUGAAAGCAUUUACGCCAAUGCAGAGAGAGCAGUCAUUAGUUGUACAAGGUGAUGGUCCCAGGUGGAACAGAAUUCAGACUUUGUUGAGUGAAAGAGGUGUGUUGUCUUCAAAUUCAACAGUAGCUGCGGAAGCUGUAAAGACGAUUGGUCAGCUCAAGUGCCGUGAGAAGUGUGUUAUAGAUACCUUGACUGAAGUGAUAAAACAACAAAAAGACCCAAAAGUCUGCUAUGAAGCAAGCAAGGCAUUAAUCUUAUUAGGGACAUGGGAUCCUUAUGGUAUGGCAGUUAUAAGACAAUACAUCAAGAAAGGCAAUAAGGAUGUUGUGUUGGAAUUAUUAUCAACAAUGACUAAAGCUAGAGAUAUAGCUUUUGUAGACAAGACCACCAAAGAGUUUAAGCAGAUGGUCAGUUUACUAAUACACACUGUAAAGACCCAGUCUCCCGAGCUAGCAUUUCAUGCAGCAGUGAGUCUUGGUCGAUUGUGUGUGGUUGAACCAGUCUCAAAGAUGUACCUCAUCACCAGGCUUCCUGGGUUGUCUCCACGUGACAAGGGAGAGGCAUUGUACGUUUUGAUUAAACAAAUGAAUUGUAAGGAAAAACUGGUUUUGGAUGCGUUAUUAGAACAGCUGAGUACGGCUCACAACUGGAAGCUAAGAAUGGAAGCAGCUGAUUUACUCAUUUUUGUUGGACCAAGAGACGUCUUUAAAGUGAAAAGUUCGGAUGAAGUGUUUGAUACACUGGAAGAGCUUCUUUGGGAUCACGCUAACAAGGAAUUGAGAAGUAAAGUGUCCGAAGCAUUGAGCUCGCUUGGCUUGCGACAAAGAGCAUGUCAACUGGUGCUAAGACGACUAGAAGACCCAGCAGAAGAAGUUCGCGGGCGUGCAGUCAUUUCCUUGGCGACUCUAGAGAUGAAAGGAGUGAAAGAAAUGAAGGCGCUGUUAGACAUCUUAGAACUGGACUCUAGUGGUUAUGUCAGAAUACAGGUUGUGAGAGCCUUCGGUCUUAUGGAGUGGAGCGAUCCAAGAAUCCUUCGAAGUCUAAAAGAGCGGGAGAAAGGCGAAGGGGCAUUAGCAAAAGAAGCAAGAAAAACACUGGCUUAUUUAACAAGAUCCCCUGGCAAGACAUCCAUGGUUGAAUGAUUCAGACCCAAGCCCUUUUGCAGAAUUUAUCAACGAAGAUCGACUAGAUCACGCAGAACCGGUCUAGGCAUGUUAUGAAAUUUUACAAGCACAAGCUCAAUUAUUGCAAUUUUAAUUUUUUUCCGGUAGACUGGUACAGUGCUUGAAAUGACAUUUCUUAAGAGUUGUCUGAAGUUUUAUUUUGUACAGCAAUAAAUUAAUAUAUUAUUUUGUUAAAGUUUAUCGCAGUUUGUACCCGGUAAUUUUCGUUUCAUGUAUUUCCCUGUCCUUACUACCUCCAAGAAUCGUAAACAAAACUGUCCUUCCUUAUGUUCGCCAGUCUCCUUCGCAGCCGCGACGGAGAUAGCGUGAUGCGUGACAAGACCAAAGAACAGCCGUGAAGAAUACUAGGUUUUCCCGAGUGAUCUUGUCUUACCUUUGAAGGAAAGUCUUAUAACCUCUCAAAACUUACACUUGGUCCAACGAUGGUGCUCAGAAAUAAUUAUUACACGCAAUAAUUAUUUUCGUUGACGUCUUACAUGCGAGUAUUUCUGCCUACUCGCAUAGGUUUCGUGAAGACAACAGUUCAUAUCUAAUUUGUCAUAUCUUAACCAGAUUAUUCUGGGCUGCUUUGUUUCGAGAUAUUUACCGAACAAACAACCCUAUUUUUUAUUUUCUUUCGAGUCCGUACGAAAAGCUUUAGAAAUUUAUUUUCCGAUCUAACAUCCUCGCAACAAUUUGUAUGGACUCCAAAAUAAAUGUAACCCUUUUCUCCCGGACAUCAGUUUGUGUAUUCUGCAUACCGUUCUUCAAACAUCUCUUGUGGUUCUGACAAGAAUGUGUCAAACAAUUAGGAGAUUCUUACGACUUAAUUGUGUGAUCCAGUAGUUACACUGUAAGAAGAAAUUAGAUGCAAGUCACUCUAAAGGAUGAGAGAGUGAACCUCUUCUUAUAAAAGCUACAGGUCGCUUUGUGAAGGUUAGCGAGGGCACACCGUUUUUCCAAAAGUUUGAAAUUUUUUUCCCCCUCAUAAUUGCCUCGUGUCCGGGUGCUAGGGUUAUCAACAAGAACCAAACCACCGCGAAAGGAAAACAAAUUCGUUCUAACUAUUCAAAUUUUUACUCAAGAUAAUUUUAUUAGAAACAUUUUUAGAAAAGCUAUCACAACUUGUACAUUUAAUAGAAAAAAAA
This is a messenger RNA of Pocillopora damicornis (cauliflower coral), 3222 nucleotides long. RefSeq lists its product as uncharacterized. NCBI's taxonomy places the organism in Eukaryota, Metazoa, Cnidaria, Anthozoa, Scleractinia, Pocilloporidae. The record is from RefSeq and is a predicted model, not a curated record.